UCCGGUUGUCGGCUUAGCUGACUCUCGUCAUUCUGACUUUUAUUUCGGCCCCUCCCAUAACGUCAGGACGAACGCCCGAACCACAUCUCUUUCUUUCCUUCAAACCUUCGUUUCACUUUUCAUUUUUUCUCCAUUCGCGGGUCGCAUCGAAGGGUCGCUCAACUCACCCCGAUCAACUGCUGUACCCUGCGUCGCCAACGUCAAGGUUCAACCCGCCUAAUUAGUGGUGUUGUCUCUUCGAGCCUUGAUCGACGAUUUUGCCUGGACCUAAAGUUCUGCACAUUAUCCACUCGUCCAGCAACGAGAAUUGACCAAUUCCGAACCGACGCAGUAACUUUUCGAGUUCACUAACAUAAUCUGCCUCGACUGGUCACGACUGAUUCGUACCUUUCGCGAGGCCGACGAAUCCUCCUAAUUCGCAACAUCGCCUGGCUCUGCAGCUCAACUUAUCACCAUGGCGCACCGAGAAUCGGAGAUCAUCCCAUGGGAGUGCCGUGAUGUGGAGGAUCAGGCCAAAGCCUACUACAACCAACCUCUCAGGUCCUCGAAUAAGGCUCUCGCCGAGGAAAAUGCGAAACUGAAGAAGCUGCUCCGAGAAAAUGGCAUCUCUUGGUCCCCUAUAUCCGCCAACUACCAGAACCUCAAGAGUGGUGCCAGGCGGAAGCAAGCUCUUUCCUCAGGAACUCGCUCCUUUCCAUACAUUCCGACAGAAGUCCUGCUGCGCAUUCUCAACUACUCAAUGACUUCGAAGGACACGAUUAUCGACCCUUUGUCGAAACUCACGCGCGAGAACCUCACGGCCGAGGAGAAAAGCCGCGGUAAUCAAGUCGCCAUCCAUUUUUUGGCGACAUGCAAGGCGAUGCACGACGAAGGCAGCCGCAUGUUCUGGAGCCAGAACACUUUCACCUUCACAACUCCGCAAGCUGUCAAGAACUUUGCCGAGUUGGACUUUGGAUUCCGAAAGGACAUCAAGCAUGUCAACUUUCGCAUCGUCGCUCAGUUCUACGACGAUAAGAAGCGAAAACACAAGCUCGAGCGAUCCUACCACCCCUCCCUCAAGAGCGAUAUCAUACUGCGGACGAUUCCUCGAGUGAAGGAACGAAGCUAUGCCCGUGGCGGCUUCCGCGCCUACACCUGGGGUCAAGUGACGGAUUUCCUGCGUGCUCUCCGCCCUCCCUUCGAUCCCAAGCAUGACAGGAAGCUGGUUCGCCCCAAGCUGCUCCCCGGUCUUGACUCGCUCAGAAUUGACUUAGUAAACUUCCUCGACGACUUUCUCCCCAUGCCUGGCAGCGACAUGCACGAUAUCGCAUCCCACGAACUCGGAUGCUCUCUGAACGAGUUGCAAGUCACCGGUCUUCCGAUAGACGAUUCUGGUAGCAAGGUCACCGCAGAGCUUACUGGGCUCCUGCGGGACGAGGGCCUCUUCCUUGCUGGCUUGCCUUCAUUUGUUCAAGUCAAGAACUCCCUGAAGCCUCUGCCGGGCAUCUCGAGCUGCGCGCGUGUUGUUCGGGCUUGGAAGACGGUAAGGGAAAAGAAGGGAUCGGAUUUCCCUGAACUGUACCCGCCUGUUGGGUAUUCUGAUGAUGAGGAUGAUGACUCUGACUCUGAUCCGGAACUCCACACCCAUCCCACUGAGCCUAUCAUGCCUCCUGCUCCUCGAGAGCCAGGUCAUCCCAAGUCUGCACCCAGUCGCCGGGAUUUGACGAUCUGGAAGAAAGUUCCCAAGUCCCGUGAUCAUAGCAGUGACGACGACCGCCAGUGGACUGAGUUCUGCCGCAGUAGUGGCUAUCCCAUGGAGGACAUUGAGGACAUGAUGGGCGACGAUGACGAGCUUGGUAUCUGUCCUUGUUGCGGUGAACCCCAUCCUAGUAUCUUGGACCUCCUCGAUAUGGACUGGGAUGCGGGUUCAUCGUCGUCGGAUGAUAGUGAUUGAAGGAGAUGCCCGACUGAUUUGAGAAGGUGGCAUUUGGUUGGCGUUACUGGAACGAAGCGGCCCGAGCAUGUCUAAUGAUGAAGAGCGACAUGGCUAGGCACCGUU
Colletotrichum phormii is the source of this 2038-nucleotide messenger RNA. RefSeq lists its product as uncharacterized. The transcript is spliced from 2 exons. The coding region runs from base 455 to 1933 and encodes 492 amino acids. NCBI's taxonomy places the organism in Eukaryota, Fungi, Ascomycota, Sordariomycetes, Glomerellales, Glomerellaceae. The record is from RefSeq and is a predicted model, not a curated record.